AUGGAAACACCCUUCUACCAUGACGAUGUGUUGAGCGGCUUCGGCAGCGGCUCGGCCCCGUCCCGCGGCAGCAGCAGCGGCCUCCCCCGGCCCUUCCCCGGCGGCAGCAUGAUGAAGAAGGACGGGCUCGGGCUCAGCGACCAGGUGGUGGCCACCCUGAAGGCGCCCGGGCAGCCGCUCCACCCGCUGCGGGGCGCGGCCGGCGGCGGGGGCGAGGGCCCGGCCCUGCUGAGCUCCGCCGAGCUGGGGCUGCUGAAGCUGGGCUCGCCCGAGCUCGAGCGGCUCAUCAUCCAGUCCAACGGGCUGGUGACCACCACGCCGACCAGCAGCCAGUUCCUCUACCCCAAGGUGACGGCCAGCGAGGAGCAGGAGUUCGCCGAGGGCUUCGUCAAGGCGCUGGAGGACCUGCACAAGCAGAACCAGCUGGGGGCGGGCGGCGGCGCCGUCGGGGGCCCGCCCGGGGACCUGCCCCCCGCCGCCAGCCUGGCCCAGCCGCCGCCGCCGCCCCCCGAGCCGCCGGUCUACGCCAACCUGAGCAGCUACCCCGGCACGACGGUGAACUACGCCACCGAGACCGUGCCCUACCCGCCGCCGCCCGGGCUGGGGGGCGCCCCGCCGCACCCGCGCCUCCAGCCGCCGCCGCCGCUCAAGGACGAGCCGCAGAUCGUGCCCGAGGUGCCCAGCUUCGGCGAGAGCCCGCCGCUGUCGCCCAUCGACAUGGACACGCAGGAGCGCAUCAAGGCGGAGCGCAAGCGGCUGCGGAACCGCAUCGCCGCCUCCAAGUGCCGCAAGAGGAAGCUGGAGCGCAUCUCGCGGCUGGAGGAGAAGGUGAAGAGCCUCAAGAGCCAGAACACGGAACUGGCCUCCACCGCCAGCCUGCUGCGCGAGCAGGUGGCGCAGCUCAAGCAGAAGGUGCUGAGCCACGUCAACAGCGGCUGCCAGCUCCUGCCGCAGCAGCACCAGGUGCCGGCCUAUUGA
Emys orbicularis (European pond turtle) is the source of this 978-nucleotide messenger RNA. It is a transcript of the gene JUND, whose product is annotated as JunD proto-oncogene, AP-1 transcription factor subunit. NCBI's taxonomy places the organism in Eukaryota, Metazoa, Chordata, Testudines, Emydidae. The coding region runs from base 1 to 978 and encodes 325 amino acids. The transcript has a single exon. Gene Ontology annotation, cellular component: transcription regulator complex. Gene Ontology annotation, biological process: regulation of transcription by RNA polymerase II; regulation of cell population proliferation; regulation of cell cycle. The record is from RefSeq and is a predicted model, not a curated record. Gene Ontology annotation, molecular function: DNA-binding transcription factor activity, RNA polymerase II-specific; RNA polymerase II cis-regulatory region sequence-specific DNA binding; transcription factor binding.